AUGGACAUAAACCAGCAUAACGAAGAUAUGCAUGAGUCUCACCCAGUAAUGCUUGCAGAGGCAAAGUAUUUGUUGGAAAGCCACAAAGAGCGAUUUCGUGCAGAUUACAGAUCAAAUGCAUCCAAGACAUUCAGGUCUACGCUUGGAUAUCUCGAGUGUUUUUGUAGAAUCAAAGACAAAUCGAUGGCGGAGGAUCUGCGCACAAACCUUGCUGGACUACGCUUUGAUGAGAUGGAGAUUGCAUUACUGGGAUCUCUGUUUCCACAAUCAGUUGAGGAGGCAAAGGCGUUAAUACCAUCGCUGGAGUCAAAGAGCGAUGAUACCAUAAGCCAGGCUGUUGAAAAGAUACAGCAGAUGCUUUGA
This is a messenger RNA of Ordospora colligata OC4, 363 nucleotides long. RefSeq names its product subunit Rpb4 of RNA polymerase II. The record is from RefSeq and is a predicted model, not a curated record. Gene Ontology annotation, molecular function: nucleotide binding; translation initiation factor binding. The transcript has a single exon. Bases 1 to 363 code for a protein of 120 amino acids. Gene Ontology annotation, cellular component: RNA polymerase II, core complex; P-body. Gene Ontology annotation, biological process: nuclear-transcribed mRNA catabolic process, deadenylation-dependent decay; transcription initiation at RNA polymerase II promoter; positive regulation of translational initiation. NCBI's taxonomy places the organism in Eukaryota, Fungi, Microsporidia, Ordosporidae.